Molecule: messenger RNA, 1417 nt
Organism: Setaria italica (foxtail millet)
Lineage: Eukaryota; Viridiplantae; Streptophyta; Magnoliopsida; Poales; Poaceae
Product: putative E3 ubiquitin-protein ligase SINA-like 9
Exons: 2
Coding region: 187-1182 (331 amino acids)
Molecular function (GO): zinc ion binding
Source: RefSeq, a predicted model, not a curated record
UGGAGGCAACUGGCAACCAAGGCAGUUUCCCCCAUUUCAGCCCCAAGCGGCCUCGCCCCGCCUCCGCCCAACCGGGGUCGCCGGCUCGCCGCCCCACCCGCCGUCCCCACCGGUUGCUGCCCCCAGCACGCCAUCUGCCGUCCACGCCCUCUCACCCUUCUGCAACCGCAAUUCCACUAGAAAUCCAUGGCCAAGUUUUCCUUCGACGACGCCGACGACGACCCUCCGGCCGCCGCUUCCGGAGGCGAGAAGAGAAAGCGCGAGGACGGCCCAGCGGAGGCCGCCGGCGGCUGGGAACCCCCGAAGCCUCGAAUCUUGGUGGCCCGGGGCGGAAAGCCGGAGGGAAGCGCGGUGGUCGGGGCGGGGACGGCCGAAGGGAGCGGCCGGAAUGCGGUGGAAACGGUUGUUGGCGGGGAGGCUGAUGGGAUUAGCGUGCGGAUCGACCCGGAUGUGCUCGAUUGCUCCAUCUGCUUCGAGCCCCUCCAACCGCCCCUCUACCAGUGCCAAAAUGGCCAUGUAGCGUGCUUUUCCUGCUGGUCCAGGCUCACCAACAAGUGUCACAUUUGUUCUUAUGAUGCUAACUUUGCACGAAACAUUGCACUGGAAAAGGUUGUUGAGUCAGUGAAGUCCUCCUGCUCAUAUGCCAAAUGGGGCUGUAGGAAGUUGGUCAGUUAUUCGCUCAGACAUGCUCAUGAAGAAUCUUGCCUUUUUGCUCCUUCAAUUUGUCCUAUUCCUGGUUGUGGGUACAAAGGAUUCACUGGAUGGUGGUCAGGACAUUUCCUUACAAAUCAUAAUACUGAUGGUAGCCUGCGGUUCUCAUAUGGUCAGUGGUUCGAAGUGAGUUUGGAAAUGUCAGUUCCUUUCCUAGUUCUUCUAGCAGAGGAUGAUCACCUAUUCCUUCUUGUCAACAAGAAUGUGUUGCCCUUUGGGCAUGCGCUUUCAGUGGGUUGCCUUAGGACUGGCAAUCUGAACUGGAAUUUCACCUACGAAAUGAGAGCUGCUAGUAAGGCAAACACUGAAAACAACCUGCAAUUGAAGGCUUGUGUCACAAAUAUAAGGGAGUGGCAAGGUCUCCAUCCUACUGAAGCUUUCCUUUUAGUUCCUUAUGCCUUUUGCAAAUCGAACAAACUAACACUAAAUGUCUGUAUUCAGAGGUCUGCUGAUCUGAGGGUGAAUAUGUAAUGUUCUGUGUGUUGUAAAAUGUAAAAAACAAACGAAGUGUAGCAGUGUAAUUGUGUAAAUUUGUCUUAGAAGCUAGUUUCACUAAGGCAUCGGUUACCUAUAUGGUUGCUAAACCCUUGCUUGUACUCAUGUAACUCUGAUACUUGUACAAAAAAAAUAUUUUUUUGUAUGUUUGUUCUUCAAUGUUCAAGCUGUUGUGCCGGACGUAGGGACUGAGUUGAAGCCACAGAUUGAA